This is a messenger RNA of Symsagittifera roscoffensis, 3528 nucleotides long. Its product is annotated as WASH complex subunit 2-like. The transcript has 2 exons. The record is from RefSeq and is a predicted model, not a curated record. The coding region runs from base 3 to 3212 and encodes 1069 amino acids. NCBI's taxonomy places the organism in Eukaryota, Metazoa, Xenacoelomorpha, Acoela, Convolutidae.
AUAUGGCGAGUGAUUCAAAGCCGUCUUGGGAGUAUCCAUGGGAGCCUGAAGAAAUUCGACAGAAUAAUGCACCAUGGAGUUUGGCGGGAGAUAAAGCAAUGUCUCUCUAUUUAGAUAAAUCUUCUACGGAUUUUACUACGAAUGCGAUCAAAACUCACGAAGGAAUGGGCGAACUAAAUACACGAAGCUCCUUACUAGCCACAAAGCUUGACAAUGCGUUCAAUGAUUUUCAACUUCUAUCAAAUACACAGUUUCUUGAAAAUAGAAUAGAAGAAGAGCCAUUGGAAUUUAUUGAAGCUCAACGCGAAAAGGAACUCAGAGAAGUUGAGGCUUCGAAGAUUUUAACUAAAGAAGAAAAGGAAGAGCUUUUGAAAGAGACCUUCAAAAAAUGUUUGCUUUCCUCGCUGCGUAUUUAUCAACAAACCCAAACUAUAGGUACUUCCAGAAAUGAGAAUAUUGUCAAUGAGUUAGAAGAUUUCGAUGAUCGGCCUACCCUACCACAUAUCAUAGGGAGUGACGACUAUAAAUCAAGUUCAACUGGAGGUGUCGUUUUCAAUCUUCCCCCCAAGAAGAAAAAACCAGUCACUCAUAAUACCUCAGAAGUUACUACAAAUGGGUUUCACGAAGAUCUGAGUCCUCAAGAUGACGUGGACGACGAAAAUCUGUUUCCUGACGCGUCAAACUUAGACCAGUCUCAACUCGAAGACAGCACUCCUCUGAUGCAAAAUGACACUCGAACUGGGACAGCUCCUACAGAGUUAUUAACAUCAUUUGAGUCGAAUCAGUCAGACGAAACUGUUGUUAGUGAGAAACCUGAACCCAUUCAGCGAUCUCUAAAUGGAACUACUAAUAUUCUAUACCCGAAGAUAGAAUCUGACUCUGAGAGCGAGGAAGAAGGCGAUAUAUUCGAGGCCAAAAAGUCUAAAGCUGGAACUUCUAAAGAUGAUAAAGAUAUAAAUAACUCUGGUCUCAAAGCAAAUGGCACUGAGCCAACUGGCUCAGUUAAAAAGCCAGAUGCGCAAAUGAAUGGCCUGGGGUUCGAAGCGCCUCCUCCUGUUAGUAAUUUCGAGUCUAGUGACGAAGACAGUGAUGAAAUUUUGUUAUUCCAACCAAAGCCACGAGAGAUUAAUUCGAACCGGAAGCCAACUCUGAAAUUAGAAGAUGAUGACUUAGAUUCCUCGCCUGUUAGGAAAGAACUGCUGAAACAGACAUCUGUUGCGAUCGAAGAGGAAAAAGAGCCACCUGUUACUCAAGCGCCAGAAAAGAAACCAGACUUCAUGAGUAUGUUUGCAGAUUGGAGUGAUGAUGACGAUGACUUCAUAUUUGGUGUGAACAAGCCACAAAAACAAAACAUGUUUGCUGCUGAUGGUAAAGCAGCAUCAGCAAAGAAACCUCCUCAAAAUAAACCGACAGCCGACGUGGAAACUGCUGAAAUUACGAAAGGCUUCGAUCAAGGAGAUGACGCCCGAAUAACCGAUAACGAUCAAUCUUUUGACGACCCAGAAGACACUAAUAUUCGGAGCUCUUCGCCGAUUGUGCAGCAAGCAGUACCGAGCAGUUUACCCGAUAAAAACGAAUCUAAAUUGGACGAUGAAGUUGUAGAAAGUGCAGCGAAAGCAAAACCAGCUAUUGAUUGCAGUGAAAGUAGUAGCGAUGAUGAUGGUGGGUUCCCGAAUGCCAUGAAGAACAAAUCAGCGGCUAGUAAGAAUAUGGCUAAUAUUUUUACUCAAAACUCUUUAGAUAGUGAUGAUGGCGACGACAUGUUCACGAGUUCUCUCCAGGUUCCAAAGCUGCAACAGAAGCCCGUCAGUGAGCCAGUAUCACAAAUUUCGAAAGAGGCCAGCAAUGAUAAUUUGCCUCAGUCUGCUACAAAAUCAAAUAUCGGAUCAAAAGAUUCAGUAGUUAAAGAAACGGUUUCGAAGAAACCAGAGCCCAAACCAUCUCGAAGGUUUUCAACUGACAGUGACGAAGAUCUAUUUAAAACUUUUUCGAGCAGUAAAUCAAAGCCAGUAAUUGAGAAGAAAGAAACUGUGCAAACUCAGUAUUCAGAUGAUGAUGACCUGUUUGCUCCAAAACCUAAAAAAGAGACGACAACUCCACGUUCGAAAACAGGACCAGCUGUAUCAGCCGAACUCAGCUCCAACGAUCCACCAGUCGAAAAGUUUUCGGAACCCGAUUCAAUGUCCUUGCCUGUUUCGGAUCCCCUAGGAACAGUUUUAUCGAAAGAUGAGAAAAGUUACCCCGUUUCUAGGGAUGUCAGUCUCCCCGUUAACAAAGCACCAAGUGUUAUAUUGUCUGACGAGGAUAUUUUUGCCGAGAAACCAUCGAAACUUGUCGAGGUGAAAGAAAAACAGCAGACGCCUGCUGAGCCUGAAAAAGAAGGUAAGGAUGCGUCUCAAGAUGAAGUGGAUGAGACGAAGACCAAGCCCGCAAAAGGAAAAGUAGCACAGCUUGGAAAUAAAUUGAACCUAACUGCUAGUAUGCUGCGAGCACCUGGUGCGCCAAUGUCCAAGACAUUUGGAGCAGCUACAAGUCCAAUGGGCUCUUCAGCCGGUCCAAGUGUUGCUGCUGGUAGUUUUUCGGGCUCCGGAUCUAGUGGACCUGCUGGAGCAUCCACUGGUUUGAAUGUGACAGAAAUUGGAAAGGAUAAGGCUAAACUUGGGCCUAGAAGGCGUCCACCUUCUAGACUUGGAAGAGCUAAGCCGACCACUGUCAUUGGUAUUGAAGUGUUUGACUACACCAAUCUCAACACUGAAACAAUAGAACCUGUGCGAGGAAAAAAGGACUUCACCUCAAAGUUGCCUUUUGAAUUACCGGAGGAGCAACCGCAAAUAAAUGUAAUUCCUGAAACGAAACCAGAAGUGGUGAGCAUUGGAACCACGAAUCGAAUGAAGGCACCAGAAAUUGACAUUUUCAAUGAUUCAAACUUAUCUGAACCGUCUAAACCAAAUCCGAAGGAGAAUGAUGUGAAAUUGGGAUCUAAGGACAUAGAUAUCAUUGACAUUUUUGACGAAUCAAUCCAGCUGUCAAACAAUGGUCCGGACAGCAAAGCAUCUAAAGUGGAUUCAGUUAUUGGCAAAGGAGAAAGCGCUACUAAAAAGAAGAAAGCACAAUCUAAAACCAAGACAAAGAAAUCAGCAACAGCUAAGCUGGAGAAACAAAAGAAGAAUGAUGAUAUUUUUGAUACCCCUGAUGAUAUUUUUGAUGACUAGUUAGUAAUCAUCGAUUGAUUAGAAAAAUAGCUAUAUGCGAUCACAAUAAUUAUUUAAACGUACUGUAAUCUGUGAUUAUGUUGUACUUGACAAAGCAGAUAUCUCGACUAGAACUUGCAGGAGCUUUUUAGUAGCCCGAUAUUUUGAAUUCUUAGCGGUCUUUGCGCUUUGGGAUUCCGAACUGCUGAACGGCAAUUGUAAUUAUGCAAAUGACUUCGGUCGAAAUAUUUUAUCAUGGUGAGAUAAAAAAUGAUUCAUGUUAUAAUGGUGCUAUUCAUCUAUCAACUGUUAUUUGUUCAUUAUCGAUUUUUUACGA